Molecule: messenger RNA, 3577 nt
Organism: Tribolium madens (black flour beetle)
Lineage: Eukaryota; Metazoa; Arthropoda; Insecta; Coleoptera; Tenebrionidae
Gene: Parp1
Product: poly [ADP-ribose] polymerase
Exons: 9
Coding region: 530-3496 (988 amino acids)
Cellular component (GO): nucleus
Molecular function (GO): NAD+ poly-ADP-ribosyltransferase activity; NAD binding; DNA binding
Source: RefSeq, a predicted model, not a curated record
GCCUGUAGUCCUCACGUUCGCGUCCAUCAACACGAAAAUUCUCCUACAAGUGGUUUUAUUAUAGAAAUUGAUGAUUUUUUACUAUAAGCUUACUUCUACUCCAUGCAACACAAACGUUUUCUCAGCUUCACACAAUGCCAUUAUGUGAAUUUUUAUCUUAUACAGCAAACAAGUGUUUUCGUGACUUCGUGGUCAAACAUAACCUAAAAUCUGGGCAUGUGAAAAUAGUAUAAAAUUGUGAGGUUUUGUGAUUACACUAUUGUGUUGAACCUGUUCAUAAAUGUUUGAUAAUUGUGCAGUUUUUGGAAGAUUUGCAAAAAUAAUUAACUCAAUAGUACAGUUUAAAAUUUUGGCGGGCUGCUCAGGCUACACAACCUAAGAAACGUAAUUUUUCUAAAUAAUAGGAUUUUUCUUAGAAAUUUUCAAGAUUUCUGGUUGGUCACUUGUUCAGUUACUGCGCGUUUUUCCCGGUACUUUUAGGUUGUGUUUGUUUGUGUAAAAACUACUUGUUUACGGAAAAUAAGCAAAAAUGGAUCUUCCAUAUCGUGCAGAAUAUGCGAAAAGUGGAAGAGCAAACUGUCGUGGGUGUAAAUCACCCAUUGGACAAGGCACCCUGCGACUGGCAGUCAUGGUCCAGUCUCCAUUUCACGAUGGAAUGGUGCCAAACUGGUACCAUUAUAGUUGCUUCUUCAGCAAACAACGUCCGAAAUCAGAAGACGAGAUUUACCACUUUGAAUCUUUACGACUUGAAGACCAAAACAAAAUUAAAGAAAAGUUGUCAAAUGCGGGAUCAGUGGUAGUACCUAAUAAGAAAGUUAAAGGUAAGAAAAGAGACGCAGCAGCCAUCGCCCAGAACAAAACCGCCCUUAAAGACUUCAAAAUAGAAUAUGCCAAAUCUGGUCGAGCUACUUGUAGAGGCUGUGAACAGAAAAUACUGAAGGAUGAGAUAAGAAUUUCAAAAAAAGAUUUUGAAACUGAAGUUGGUAAAAAAUAUGGAGGACAGGAUAUGUGGCAUCACGUGACAUGUUUUGCACAAUUAAGGGCUGAAUUGGGGUAUUUCGAGUCUGCAGACCAACUGCCUGGCUUUAAAACGUUGAAAAAAGACGAUCAGGCGGAGUCUAAAAAACAGUUACCUGCCAUUAAGCAAGAAGACGUUCCCGAUAUUAAAAAAGUUAAAAAAGAAGAGGAUACUGUUGACGGAUUUACGGACGAGCAGUCGAAAUUGUACAAACAACAAAUUGAACUUAUCUUUAAAUAUAGAGAUCAGUUGGAGAAAAAUCUCAAUAAGGAAGAACUUGCUUUGUUGUUGCAACAUAACAAUCAAGAUGUUCCACCAGGCAAGGAUAGGAUUUUAGAUUGCCUCGCUGAUAUUAUGACUUUUGGUGCCUUGGAACCGUGCUCCGUUUGUAAGGGAGGACAGUUGGUUUUUGAUAAAUUUGGUUAUAUUUGUAAAGGAAACUUAACUGAAUAUACGAAAUGCCACACUCAAGUGAAGGAGCCACCUCGCAAACCGUUCAAAGUCCCCUCAGCUUUGAAGGAACACUCAUUUUUGAAAAAGUAUAAAUACGUGCCUAGAACCCGUGUGGUGAAAAACGCCCCACCCUCCUACUCCAUCAAAAAAGAAGAGGGCGAAGAAAGUGCCGAACCGAAAGUGAAGAGAGAAACACCACCGCUGUACAAUAUGGAGUUCGUUAUUUUGGGACAACCUGCGAGYGGAAAAGAAGAACUGAAACGACAAAUUGUGAAGUUGGGCGGUAAAGUUGUCACCAAAAUUAGUGGGACUGUGAUGGCUGUGUUUGCGUCAGAGGCUGAUGUUGAGAAAAUGGGGGCUAGAAUGAGUAUGGUUCAAGAGGAGCGAAUCCAGGUGGUUCCCGAGGAUUUCGUCGAUGAAGCGCCCCAACAUAGGGGGAAAAUCCCAGAACUGGUCGUUGCGAAAAGUAUCUGCGACUGGGGGUCAGAUCCUGCUACUCGCCUCCCACCUGAACCAUCCAGCAGCAAAUCGAAAUCUGGCAGCAUGUACACAAAGUCUAUGCCAAGCAAAGUGAAGAUGACCUUGAAAGGUGGCUCAGCUGUGGAUCCAGAUUCCGGUCUGGACCACAAAGCCCACGUUUACUCCACCGAGCAUAACAAAUACUUUGCUGUAUUGAGCAAAACGGAUAUACAAACUAACAAGAACAGUUUCUAUAAGCUGCAAUUGUUGGAGGCCGACCGCGGUGACAGAUACUGGGUGUUCCGGUCGUGGGGCCGCAUUGGUACCACCAUCGGUGGUAAUAAAUUGGAAGAGUUUAAUCAUCUCCAUGAUGCCUUACUCGAAUUUCAUAAACAGUAUGAGGAAAAAACCGGAAACAGGUGGGAGAGUCGGCACGAAUUCCAGAAAGUCCCCGGACUUUUUUGRCCCGUGGAUGUCGAUUAUGGGGAGGAUCAAAGUAAGAYUAUGGAUAUAACGGAGUCGGAGUCAACGUUGCCACUUCCUGUWCAAAACUUGAUUCGGACGAUUUUUGAUGUGAAAGCGAUGAAAAAACUCAUGCUGGAGUUUGAAUUAGAUACUGAGAAAAUGCCAUUGGGGAAAUUGAGUAAAAAACAGAUUUCGAAAGCUUUUGCCGUUCUGACUGAACUGCAACAACUCGUGGAGACAGGCGGAGCCGAGGCGAGAUUCGUAGAUGCCUCAAAUAGAUUCUACACUUUCAUUCCACACUCUUUUGGAGUGGAUAAUCCUCCAACUCUGAAAGAUUUAGAAACAAUUAAGAAGAAAAUUGAAAUGUUGGAUAGUUUGAUGGAACUGGAAAUUGCAUACAACUUGAUGAAAUCGAGCGGUGCAGAUCACACCGUCGACAGUUACUACCAACAGUUGAAUACCGAAAUUGAUGUUGUGAACACUGAUAGUGAAGAAUACAYAAUUAUACAAGAGUACGUGAAAAACACUCAUGCCGCCACUCACGGGGGCUAUUCCCUCGAUAUCAAAAACAUCUUCACUAUUAAACGUCAAGGCGAGGACAAGAGAUUCAAACCGUUUAAGAAACUGCACAACCACAAAUUAUUGUGGCACGGUUCCCGUACCACCAACUUUGCUGGGAUUUUGUCCCAAGGGUUGCGUAUUGCCCCACCGGAGGCUCCCGUUACAGGGUACAUGUUCGGUAAAGGUAUCUACUUUGCCGACAUGGUGUCUAAGUCUGCCAAUUACUGUUGUACUUCGCUUCAGAACCCUACUGGGUUGUUYCUGUUGUGUGAUGUGGCUUUGGGAAAUAUUUAUGAGAGYACCCAAGCUGAGUACGUGGAGAAGUUACCAAAAGGCAAACAUAGUACCAAAGGUUUAGGUCGAACUGAGCCUGAUCCUAAAGCAACCAAAACCCUUGAUGGAAUUGAAGUGCCUUUAGGUAAGGGRGUGACCAAUAAUGAAAUACGGUCAGCGUUGCUUUAUAACGAGUAUAUUGUCUACGAUGUGGCCCAAGUCAACGUUAAGUAUUUGGUUGAAGUUGACUUCAAGUAUAAAUACUAAAAUGUUCUUUCCUAUAUUUUUAAUGUUUACAAGUUUGGUUUACAAUAAAGUUAAGUUUAGAAUAAACAGUGUUACGGUUAA